Messenger RNA from Ochotona princeps (American pika), 2428 nucleotides. RefSeq names its product nuclear receptor subfamily 2 group F member 1 (gene NR2F1). The record is from RefSeq and is a predicted model, not a curated record. The transcript is spliced from 3 exons. NCBI's taxonomy places the organism in Eukaryota, Metazoa, Chordata, Mammalia, Lagomorpha, Ochotonidae. Gene Ontology annotation, biological process: positive regulation of transcription by RNA polymerase II; cell differentiation; negative regulation of transcription by RNA polymerase II. Bases 321 to 1598 code for a protein of 425 amino acids. Gene Ontology annotation, molecular function: RNA polymerase II cis-regulatory region sequence-specific DNA binding; nuclear receptor activity; zinc ion binding.
UGAGAGCCUGGGGGGGCUGCAAAAAGAGAGAAAGAAAACAGCAGGAACCACAACAAAACGCCAGCAGGGCGGGCGGGCGCGCGGCAGCAGCGGGGCGGCCGAGGCAGUAGCGGCGGCGGCGGCGGAGGAGGAGGAGCAGGCAGCGGCCGGUGCCCGGCUCGGGCUCGGCUCCGGCGACCCCGGGGCGCCCGGCGGGCCCCCCGCCCCCUCCCCUCCCCCCUUCCCCUUCCCCUUCCCCUCCCUGCGCGCCCGCGCGCCCCGCGGCCCUCGAGCCGAGCAGCUCGGCUCCCCCCCCUCCAGCGCUCCCCGGGCCCAAAGAUAUGGCAAUGGUAGUUAGCAGCUGGCGAGAUCCGCAGGACGACGUGGCCGGGGGCAACCCCGGCGGCCCCAACCCCGCAGCACAGGCGGCCCGCGGCGGCGGCGGCGGCGGCGCCGGCGAGCAGCAGCAGCAGCAGGCGGGCUCGGGCGCGCCGCACACGCCGCAGACCCCGGGCCAGCCCGGAGCGCCCGCCACCCCCGGCACGGCUGGGGACAAGGGCCAGGGACCGCCCGGCUCGGGCCAGAGCCAGCAGCACAUCGAGUGUGUGGUGUGCGGGGACAAGUCGAGCGGCAAGCACUACGGCCAAUUCACCUGCGAGGGCUGUAAAAGUUUCUUCAAGAGGAGCGUCCGCAGGAACUUAACUUACACAUGCCGUGCCAACAGGAACUGUCCUAUCGACCAGCACCACCGCAACCAGUGCCAAUACUGCCGCCUCAAGAAGUGCCUCAAAGUGGGCAUGAGGCGGGAAGCGGUUCAACGAGGAAGAAUGCCUCCUACCCAGCCCAAUCCAGGCCAGUACGCACUCACCAACGGGGACCCCCUCAACGGCCACUGCUACUUGUCCGGCUACAUCUCGCUGCUGCUGCGGGCAGAACCAUACCCCACGUCACGCUACGGCAGCCAGUGCAUGCAGCCCAAUAACAUCAUGGGCAUCGAGAACAUCUGCGAGCUGGCCGCGCGCCUGCUCUUCAGCGCCGUCGAGUGGGCCCGCAACAUCCCCUUCUUCCCGGAUCUGCAGAUCACCGACCAAGUGUCUCUGCUACGCCUCACCUGGAGCGAGCUGUUCGUGCUCAACGCGGCCCAGUGCUCCAUGCCGCUGCACGUGGCGCCGCUGCUGGCUGCCGCCGGCCUGCACGCCUCACCCAUGUCCGCCGACCGCGUCGUGGCCUUCAUGGACCACAUCCGCAUCUUUCAGGAGCAGGUGGAGAAGCUCAAGGCGCUGCACGUCGACUCGGCCGAGUACAGCUGCCUCAAAGCCAUCGUGCUGUUUACGUCAGACGCCUGUGGCCUGUCGGAUGCCGCCCACAUCGAGAGCCUGCAGGAGAAGUCGCAAUGCGCACUGGAGGAGUACGUGCGGAGCCAGUACCCCAACCAGCCCAGCCGCUUCGGCAAACUGCUGCUACGACUGCCCUCCCUGCGCACCGUGUCAUCCUCGGUCAUCGAGCAGCUCUUCUUCGUGCGCUUGGUAGGUAAAACCCCCAUCGAGACUCUCAUCCGCGAUAUGCUGCUCUCUGGAAGCAGCUUCAACUGGCCUUACAUGUCCAUCCAGUGCUCCUAGACCUUGGGCGCGUCCCACCUGCCUCCCCUUCCCCAGCUCCCGCUAAGAGACUCGGAGGACGCGCCGGGGGGACCCAGGACUGCGAAGCUUCGGGGACACACCCGGGUGGUGGCCGGCUCCCGCUGCUGGUGGGCCAGGCAGGCUGGGCAGGGGGGUGGGGUGGGGAGGAGAGCCGCGGGACAGGAGCAGCCCACCCUGCAGAAUGCAACCCGAGCUGCAAGGCAGGAGAAAGAAAGAAGGGAAAAAAAAAAAAAAAGACUCUUAGGAUCAGAUCUGGGAGCACGAUGGAAGGGGAAGAAAAAAAGGACUUUGUGUCUGGUGAGAAAAAGGGGGAGAAAAUGUUGAAGUAGAGGACCAUGAGAAUUUUGAUAAACCAGUAGGGGACGAAUGGACCUUCCAGGAUUUACUGUGGACAGAUGUGGAUAUACGCUGUACAGAGAACACCACCUAUGGGAGUGGACCGAAUCCUAUGUAGAAACACACCACACACUGAACAUUCUUAUUCAUUUUGUAAAAUACUAGUCUUUAUUUUCAUUUUUUGUAAAAUUUAAACAUCGUAUGCGCAUAAAAGAAAAAAAAGAAAACAAGAAUUAGGGGGAAAUAACAUUUUCCAAAUAAUUAUUAAAAAAAAAACUGUCCUGUGUCUAUGUAACUAUAUCUGUUUUGUAUUUUUUUCUGGUUCCAAACCAGGUUUCCUGUGAUUCUAUACUAAUAAUUUUUGAUAUAACCCUUUGCUUCUUAUAAUGAGUGCGAUAUAUGUUGUCGAGGCUGUUCUUCAAGAAUUAAAAUUGAAGUGAAAAUUUAAACAAAAAUAAAAGAAUUUAGCAAAA